GACUGACAGUUCGACAGUUGAUUUCGCGAGGAAUCGGUCGACACAUGGUGAAUUUUCGUGUCGGUACACGUGGAAUCGCAAACGAACCUGUUGCUUGCAGUUUUCACGGUCAGUCUGAACGAAUGUGCGAGUGCAGUGACUCCAGUGUAUGAAUUAUUAUGAAUUAAAAUAUGUCCGACUCACAAGAAUUUGAUAAUAAAAUGCAUGUGAACGCUUCUAGUACUUCCGCGACCCCGAGAACUCCGCCGAAUUGCGCUCGAUGUAGGAAUCAUAGAAAAAAAGUCGCUCUUAAAGGACACAAAAGAUACUGUAUGUACCGUAAUUGUAUUUGCGAAAAAUGUAGAUUAACAUCGGAAAGACAGCGGGUUAUGGCGAUGCAAACUGCGCUGAGACGCGCUCAAGCUCAGGACGAAGCCAUGCUAAGAACCGGAAACGCAAAUCAGGAGGAUUUCGCUCUGGAUCAGCACAGCCCUCCGUUAGUUACCUCUUUGAAAAAACGCGUUGAUUGUGAUUCUUCCGGUUCUUCGCAAUGCUCCGAACAACCGCUUCCUACCAAAUUAAUGAAAUUGACGCCGGUUCCUUUAGCUGAACAAAGUCCGCCACUCAUUACCUCCAUUAAACGUAGGAUGGAUUGUGAUUAUACCAAUUCGCAUUGUGUCGAACAACCUCAACCGUCUUCUAAAGUUGUUAAAUUAACUUCGACCAGUGAAAUGCCCUCUACUAAUUCCGCCAACAUGAGUUCCAUGAACGAAUGUCAUUCUUACUCAGAACUUAAAGCACACCAGAGCUCAGAUCUACUAGAAGACUGCCAAAAGUUAUUAGAAAGGUUCAAAUAUCCCUGGGAGAUGAUGCCACUGAUGUAUGCAAUCCUCAAAGACGCUAGAGCGGAUCUGGAAGAAGCUUCCAGGAGGAUAGACGAAGGCAAAAGAGUGGUGAACGAAUAUUCAAGAAUUCACAAUUUGAACAUGUACGAUGGAGUGGAACUACGAAACUCAACCCAUCCGAAGACAAGUACACAAGACAGAAGAACGCAAUUCAACAAUUCAACGUUCAAGUCCGUUAAUCUGCAGUUUAAGUGUAACGUCCUCAUUUAAAUCUCAGUUCCAUCGACGUAAGAAAUCAAAGUAUUUUAAAUCUGGAGAAUAAGUAGUUAGUUAUUUUUAUGAAGUUCCGUAUUAGUUAAGUUAAGACACUUUAAAAAAGACAUUGCGUAAAUAAAAGAAAUAAAUAUAAUGACAAAGUACCUUAAAUUUUUUCUAUAAGUUUUAUUAACGUUGUUGUAUUUGUAAUAUAAAUUGUGAAGUAUUUUGGAAGAGAAGGUUGAAUAUCAAGACUCAACUUUUGUUUGGUCAGACUGCAGAAACUCUCCUCAACCUGUGUCAACGAGUGAAGGAUUCGUUUCAAGUGUCCUGGAAGAUGAUUUCAUUGGUGGGUGUUAUUUUGAAGUAUUCCAAACAAAAAGAAGAAGACGCUUUUAUUAGGAUAGAAGAAGCUUUCCGGGAAGUCCAAACUAUAUUAGCAGCUAGAGCAUUGCCUAGUAUCUCGCUACAAUGCAGCUAUCAAACCAUUCCAUAUCCUAACUUGUAUCCAUCAGCGCUGUAUCAGCCCUGGUUCUUACCUCCAAUCUGUCAUUAUCCCUCGUCGACGCUCCUCACUACGGCACCAACAGUUUGCUCUUCACCAACAUCUCCAAUCACACCAACCUCGCCGUUAGCCAAUUCUACGCCAAAUAGGCCAAGAUCUAGCCCAAUUAGACCAGGAAGUCGUGCGUGAUGAGGAUAUGAAUUCCAAUGUACCUAAAGAAUCUAAUUUCACUAGUGUAGAUAUAUAUAUAUAAGGUGUUGUGAUUGAAAUUUAUUCUAAUUUGUGAGUAAACAUUCGUAAAUGUUCCAAUCGAAUCCGUCUAUUCAACAUAUAAUCGUCCUGGUAAUAACAAUAAUUUAUUAAUUGUAGCAAUAAAUAUUCGGUGCAUUUGAGCAGUAUAAUCAUUAAUUAAGGAAUAUCAAUCAUGUUAUUCAUUAGAAAAGUACCGAAAAUAUAUUCGACAACAAUUUUAAUGAAUCCUGAGAUAAUUUUACAUCAAAGUGAAGUGCACGUAAAAGUUUUUCCUCUCAGUUAUUUUCGUUAUUGUUCUUUUCUAGGUAAAAUCAUGGAAAUUGCCCACAUAAUUCAUUCUUUGAAUUAAAAAAAUUUUUGACGAUAUUAGAAAGUUAUUUACAUCGUAUUUGAGGGGUUUAUACAAACCUUCGAGAACUUAUGAUUAAAAAAUCAUUUUAAAUAUAUUUAGACAUAUUCCCAACGUGAGUUAUUCGCAAAACAAGCUUCAUAAGUUGGUUAGUCAUCUAUAAUAGUAUAUAAAGUUAUGUGAAAAUAAUAUUACACUUGUCAUUUAUUCAUAAUAAAUUGUGAAAUUACAAGAGACAAUGGAAAUCUCAAACUUAUAUUGAAAUUAAUUUAACACUGAUUGAAAAUAUAUAUUUAUACAACGGUUCUACAGCUUCCUUUGCCGCAUCCCGCAAUCGUCUUCCUUGAUAGCUCUGUCUUUCAUGGUGUAUUCAAUUCCUUUCUACCAGGUCCUUGAGGAUCUUCUUCGUCUUCUUCUAUUCUGUAGUUGAUACAUCAAUGGUUUUUCAUCCAACUGUUCUGCUUUAUCCUCUGUACUGGAUAUCCUCCACGAUCUUCUCAGGUAGUCCAAUUCCACGCCGUUAUUAUUUUCUCCUAUAUUCCUGUGUAUUCAAUUUGUUCCUUUCAUGUCUUUGAGGAUCUUCUUCGUCUUCUUCUAUACUGUAGUUGAUCCAUCAAUAGUUUUUUCGUCCACCUGUUCUGCUUCAUCCUCAUCACAUGUCUGUACCAGAGAAGUUGUUUAGUCUGUAGUCUCUCUGAAUUUAUAUAUAAUUGACCUGGUCAUCGUCGCAUAUCUUUCGAGUAUGCUUUUUGCUGGAUAUCCUCCACGAUCUUUUCAAGUAGUCCAUUUCCAUAGCUUAUAUUGUUUUCUCCCGUCGUCAGUUGCCAGCACUCGCAGCCAUACGUUAAAAUGACUUUUCAAUAUUUUAAUUUUUGUAUUUAGUUUAAUUUUUUUUGACCAAGCAAUGUUCAGAAAUUGUGUAGCUUUUUUCCAUUGAUCGAAAAUAAUCAACGAAACUCUAGUUUCUUUCAGACUACCUAUGACAGAAAUUUUUGAAACUACAGUACGUUAAAACAAUUCAAAAAAUUGUGAUUGAGAGUGGUCAAUAACUAUACGAGGUGAGGUUAUUAAAUAACGAGACUGAUUAUGUAAAACUUCUUCUUAUUUUGAUAUUAUGUUUAUUUAUUGUAUUUGUCGUGGAAGAGCAACCCGAACGUAAAUCAUCUUCUCGGCCAUCUUGAAAACAUUUAAACGACUCAAAAACCAAAGAAACGUGGAUGCGACAAACAUUCAUUGCCAAACACUUGUUUCAAUAAAUUUUCGAAUACAGUUUUCCCAAGUUGCUGGAUUUUGACGUCGAUCGAAACCAAAAAAAAGGACUUAUACAAACGAAGGCCACGACUACACUGGUUUGUCUACAGACACGGUAGGCAUCGCAUUCGAAAGAGGAGGUUUCAGGCUAGACAGCUGACAGUCGCUAGUAUUUGGGGCAUGCGUACUUUUUCAGUAGCAGUGCCACACCUAGUAUUAUAAACUUAAGUCAUUAGCUUGUUAUGCUGUGGACUAACAAGAAAAGGUAUUGCACGUUAUCAUAACUUUAAUUAUAGGGAAGAAAAAUAUUUAUAUUCGCAUUUGAAAAAGCAAUGUUUCAUAAAAAAAUUCGAUAUGUUAAUAGCCAAACCAGUUUGAAAUUUUUGCACCUCACACUUAGUAAAGCUGGAAUUCUUACAGGGUAAGCUAGGUGUCUUGAUAUUAUUCCCAUUGACUUUUGCGCUUAGGCACAUACAUGUGAAAGAGAUCCGAAAUCGAAACUAUUCACACUGGUUUCAAAUUUUUAACAUUUCUAUGCUUCAUUGACCUUACAAAAGCAUUUGAUUAGACUAGACCAUUUAAAACAUAUACUCAAACCUGCAGGUGUGAAAUCUAGUACGAAAUUGAAUUAAUAAUUUGUGCAAUUUCAAUUUCGAACAUCAUGAUAUAAUUUCAUCAAACAAAAAGUCAAAUGUGGGUAGUUACCAAGCUAGUUUCUUAAAAAAAUUACAUCGAAAAUAUCAUAAUUCACAAAAUUCCGUACUAAGGUAAUUAUUAAUAAUAUCUAAAAAGUUUUUUAUUUUUUAUUGUAAGGGUUGAAUCAACCCACCAAACACCAUGUACAUAAUAUAUUAAAGUACUAGAUGAUAUUACGGGGGAAGUUUGAAUACUAUGAAUCGUUUCCCGUAAGAAAGUGAAUACAUAAAAUAUGGUUUUUAAUUACAUUGAAAUAAAUGUUUUUCAUUGUUGGUAAUAAAGAACCCCCUUCGUUUUUAAUCAUAAUUCUAGCUUAAAAGCUGCUCUUUCCCUUUCAUUGCAUUGUUUAAACACUUUAUAAUCCCUAUUUAUAUCUAUUUCGUAUCUGUAUUAAUGAAUAUUGUUAAAAAUGAUUAAUUUUAUACCGAAAUAUCCAAAACUCACAAAAAUUCUAAUACAAAAUCUAUGUGACAUUCAUUAAGUUUUAUUCAAUCCAUUUUCUCUAGUUAAUUUAGUUGAAUUGAUUUGUGAGUUCUCUUUUAUAGAAAAGGAAUGUCUCCAAAAUAUUCUUUGAACAUCGGAAAAAGUUUCCUGGAGGAAAUAUAUGCAUUGGAUGUUCCUUUUGAAGCGAUACAUCCCAUAUUCAUCCCUUAGCUUAUCUGCACUUAGACUCUCUUUAUAUCAAUGAAAAUGACACUUCCAACACUGAUUAACAACCCCCACGUCUAUAGUAUAAAGUCAAACCUUUUUUAAAUUUGAUAUAAAUAAAUCAUUCAGUAAAUCCGUGACUUUCUAAAUGGGUUUUUCAUUUUUUUAACGUAGUUCCCUUUGAACUGCAUAUUCUUUCCUCACAACAAGUUUUUGCUAGAAAAAGAGUUAAAACUCUCACCGCCGAUGCACUUCUUCAGGUCUUGGUACAAUGAAUAGUCAUUUGUUUUUAACAAAUCAUUAGUAACUCCAAAUUUUGUUCUUGUCUAUUAUUCUCGGCUGUUUUGUCUCUAUUAUGUUGUGAAUCUGCAUUUCGUUAAUAAGUAGAUCCUGCAUAAAUUUUUCGAGAAGCUUUCUGAUAUUUGAUAAUUAAGAAAUUAAACUGCGCAAGAAUGUAAGAUGGCUACACAAUCUGCCCAUUUCUAAUACUAUAUUGUGACGUUUAUUAGAUUUUUUCGAAAGUAGAUAAAUGAAUUAGGCGUUUGGAACGUUCACCAUCAUUAGUUGACGGUGAAAAACUCCCAUAUGAUCUAUCAACAGUGAUGUAUAAUAUAUAUAUAUAUAUAUAUAUAUAUAUAUAUAUAUAUAUAUAUAUAUAUAUAUAUAUAUAUAUAUAUAUAUAGUUAAUCAGUGCAUGAAAUUUCCUUUGUCUUCUCAAUUUACCAUGAAAUUGAUUAUUGAAUACAAGCUAAAUGACACAGCCUAUUCAAAUUGUGACAGAAGCUGAGUCGCGGAUUUACCCACCCCUUUAUUUGACCAAAAAGUGAGUUUUCUUGAGAAAGAAAUUAAUUUAUUUUGUUUUAUUGUGACACAUUUCAUUUUAUUAACUAUCUUCUGGUUGUCUCAAAUUUGUCUAGGAACUUUAUCAGGAAUUGGAUUGGAGUUGAGGUUAUGUAGUUGGAAUCAUCUUAUCUCAUUAUUUUCAUAAACGGAAUCGAAAUAUUAAAUUGAUACUAGUAUAAAAAAAUUAACUGUCAUUUACCUGUGAAAAUGAUUUAUUAAUUAACAAUUAAUUUUGUUGAUUUGUAUAAAUUUGAAGACGUCAUGAUUUAUUAUUUAAAUGACAGUUAUUGUAAGCACGUCUUAAACCAAAAUCAUAAUUAUAGAUAUAAGUGAUGUAUGUUAUAAAUGUAU
Molecule: messenger RNA, 5974 nt
Organism: Diorhabda sublineata
Lineage: Eukaryota; Metazoa; Arthropoda; Insecta; Coleoptera; Chrysomelidae
Gene: dsx
Product: protein doublesex
Exons: 8
Coding region: 171-1094 (307 amino acids)
Biological process (GO): sex differentiation; regulation of transcription by RNA polymerase II
Cellular component (GO): nucleus
Molecular function (GO): DNA-binding transcription factor activity, RNA polymerase II-specific; RNA polymerase II cis-regulatory region sequence-specific DNA binding
Source: RefSeq, a predicted model, not a curated record